Molecule: messenger RNA, 5817 nt
Organism: Tachysurus fulvidraco (yellow catfish)
Lineage: Eukaryota; Metazoa; Chordata; Actinopteri; Siluriformes; Bagridae
Product: glutamate receptor ionotropic, kainate 2-like
Exons: 17
Coding region: 340-3087 (915 amino acids)
Biological process (GO): modulation of chemical synaptic transmission; monoatomic ion transport; synaptic transmission, glutamatergic
Cellular component (GO): plasma membrane; kainate selective glutamate receptor complex; postsynaptic membrane
Molecular function (GO): kainate selective glutamate receptor activity; transmitter-gated monoatomic ion channel activity involved in regulation of postsynaptic membrane potential
Source: RefSeq, a predicted model, not a curated record
CACACACACACACACACACACACACACACACACACACACACACACACACACACACACACACACACACACACACCCUCUCCUCAUAUCCCUCUCCUCUUCCUUGGGCCUCCGGAUCCACUCCGGAUUUUUCACUGUCACAGAUGGAGGUCGCGCGUGUUCCCGGUCUGGAAACGGCGAGCACUGGGUGAAGCGUUGUGGAGGACGUGUGUGACCAUGCCGUAAUGUUUCCGCUACGUCAAGAGCCUUUAUAGCGACACACACAGACACGCACGCACAAGCGCGCGUGGAGGUCUAUGCUUGUUUCCACCUGUAAGAUGGAAGAGAAACAGCGGCAAUAAGAUGGGCAGAAUCAGAGCGCGCGUAACUGAUCGAAUUGUCGUUUUCCCACCGAGACUAUUAUCGCUGGUGCCGCUGUUGCUGCUCGCGCUCUACACAGGCUGCAGUCACGCCAUGCCGCACGUCCUGAGAUUCGGAGGGAUUUUUGAGUCUAUCGAGAGCGGCCCUUCUGGUGCCGAGGAGCUGGCCUUCAAAUUUGCACUGAACACCAUCAACAGGAACCGGACGCUGCUGCCCAACACCACGCUCACUUACGACAUCCAGAGGAUCAAUGUCUUUGACAGCUUUGAGGCCUCAAGGAAAGCAGCUUGUGAGCAGCUCUCUUUAGGUGUGGCAGCCAUAUUUGGACCAUCUCACAGUUCCUCAGCCAAUGCAGUGCAGUCCAUCUCCAAUGCACUAGGAGUGCCACAUAUCCAGACUAGAUGGAAACAUCAAGUGUCAGAUAAUCGUGAUUCGUACUACGUCAGUCUCUAUCCUGACUUCUCCUCCCUCAGCCGUGCCAUCCUGGAGCUUGUUUACUUCUUCAGGUGGGAGUCGGUUACGGUGGUGUACGACGACAGCACGGGCACAAUAAGACACUCAGAUCUGAUCAAAGCUCCCUCCAGAUACAACAUCCGCCUGAAAAUCCGCCAGCUCCCUGCAGAGACUAAGGAUGCCAAACCGCUUCUUAAAGAGAUGAAAAAAGCGAAAGAGUUUCACGUCAUCUUUGACUGUGGCCAUGAGAUGGCUGCGUGGAUACUCAAGCAGGCUCUUUCUAUGGGGAUGAUGACAGAGUACUAUCACUACAUCUUCACAACACUGGAUUUGUUUGCAUUAGACAUGGAGCCGUAUCGCUUCAGCGGCGUAAACAUGACUGGCUUUCGGAUCCUAAACACAGAGAGUGCUCAGGUGUCUUCGAUCAUAGAAAAAUGGUCCAUGGAGAGACUACAGGCCCCUCCGAAGCCCGACUCGGGACUGCUGGAUGGAUUCAUGACGACAGAUGCAGCUCUGAUGUAUGAUGCCGUGCAUGUUGUAGCAGCAGCCGUGCAGCAGGCGCAGCAGAUCACUGUGAGCUCUCUACAGUGCAACCGACACAAGCCCUGGCGCCUCGGUGGGAGGUUUAUGAGCCUCAUUAAAGAGGCUUCUUGGGACGGUCUGACCGGGCGAGUUCUCUUCAACAAAACCAACGGCUUGAGAACAGAGUUCGAUUUAGAUGUGAUCAGUCUGAAAGAGGAAGGGCUGGAAAAGAUUGGUACAUGGGAACCUCUGAAUGGAUUAAACAUAACAGAUCAUCACAAGAGUAAAAUGGCCAAUGUUACAAACGCGUUGUUCAACAAAUCACUGAAGGUUGCCACAAUUCUGGAAGAACCCUAUGUGAUGUUUAAAAAGUCAGAUAAGCCUCUCUGUGGCAACGACCGCUUCGAGGGCUUUUGUGUGGACUUGCUACGUGAGCUUGCCGCUAUUCUAGGAUUCCGUUACGAGAUCCAGUUGGUGGAGGAUGGGAAGUAUGGAGCGGUAGAAGAGAGCACAGGCCAGUGGAACGGCAUGGUGCGAGAACUUAUGGACCAUAAAGCAGAUCUGGCCGUGGCUCCCUUGGCGAUAACAUAUGUGAGGGAGAAAGUGAUCGAUUUUUCAAAGCCCUUCAUGACUCUUGGCAUCAGCAUCCUGUACCGCAAACCCAAUGGCACAAACCCCGGCGUCUUCUCCUUCCUCAAUCCCCUUUCCGCUGAUAUCUGGAUGUAUAUUCUGCUGGCUUGCUUGGGUGUCAGUUGUGUGCUGUUUGUCAUAGCCAGGUUCAGCCCAUACGAGUGGUAUAAUCCUCAUCCCUGUAACCCUGAUUCUGACAUGGUGGAGAAUAACUUCACUCUGCUAAAUAGUUUCUGGUUUGGAGUUGGGGCUCUCAUGCAACAAGGGUCUGAACUGAUGCCCAAGGCUUUGUCUACCAGAAUAGUUGGAGGAAUCUGGUGGUUCUUCACCUUAAUCAUCAUUUCAUCAUACACAGCAAACCUCGCUGCCUUCCUCACUGUGGAGAGAAUGGAGUCUCCUAUUGACUCCGCUGAUGACCUGGCUAAGCAGACCAAGAUCUCCUAUGGUGUAGUCGAAGAUGGAGCUACCAUGACUUUCUUCAAGAAGACAAAGAUCUCUACUUAUGAUAAGAUGUGGGAGUUCAUGAAUAGCAGGAAGCAAUCUGUGAUGGUAAAGAGUGUAGAAGAGGGCAUCCAGCGAGUGCUGACUUCUGACUACGCGUUCCUCAUGGAGUCCACAACGAUUGAGUUUGUCACUCAGCGCAACUGUAAUCUCACCCAGAUUGGAGGCCUCAUAGAUUCCAAGGCUUAUGGAGUGGGAACACCUAUGGGCUCUGCUUACCGGGACAAGAUCACUAUAGCGAUUUUGCAGUUGCAAGAAGAAGGAAAGCUCCACAUGAUGAAAGAGAAAUGGUGGCGAGGAAAUGGUUGUCCAGAAGAGGAUAGCAAAGAGGCAAGUGCACUGGGAGUGCAAAACAUCGGGGGUAUCUUCAUCGUGCUGGCUGCAGGCUUGGUUCUCUCUGUUUUUGUUGCUGUGGGUGAAGUACUAUACAAGUCCAAACAGAAUGCACAAAUGGAGAAGCGAUCAUUUUGUAGUGCCAUGGUGGACGAGCUAACCGUGUCUCUGAAAUGCCAGCGGAGACUCAAACAAAAACCUCAGCCUCCCACCAUUGUCAAAACUGAGGAAGUGAUAAACAUGCACACCUUCAAUGACAGAAGACUGCCAGGAAAAGAGACCAUGGCUUGAGGGUCAUCACUUCCCUGCCUCUCUCCCCUCUCAGGGAGGUGUGAGAAAGUGUGGGGCAAGAGAGAGCCUGGGGCAGGAGUCAAUUCCACAAUGCCUUUGGGUCCACCUGGACCAAUCCAGCUCUUGUCCUCAGAGAUGUUUCCUGUGGAAAUCCAGAUACCUGGGCAAAAUAGAUCUGUAAACCUUUACGGAACUGCAUAGCAAAUAUAUCAGCUUAAAUCAGUCUCUUGCUAUGCCUCACACUGUUAGGAGCAUAAGAAUGAGAUUUUACUACUUGUUCUUACCGUACCAAUAUCCAUUCCUGUAGAUGUUCCACAUCUCCCUGGAUGGAGAGCCUCAGAAUUUGAAUAAUACCAUUUUAUAAUAGUUCCAUUUAUCAAAUUCAGUUUGUGCUAUGUCGGUUUUUAACCCUGAUUUAUGUAUAAAAAAAAGAAGACUUUGAAAAUGGCUUUAAAAAAAUUCACGUCGAAUGUGUAUGAAAGUUGUUUAGGCAAAGUGGCUUUUUAGCUAAACAUACCCUAAGCUACAGUGGCCUCAAACUGCAAGAUGCAUUAACGAACCAAAAACACAACAGCGUCACCACAUGGUGUCUGAGUACCAUAAAGAUUUUUCCAGACUGUGUUCCAGUUAGUCCAGUGAACAUGAUUUAAUGUAAAGUUUCUUCUGUUAUUGUAAUAACACUGUAAUAACAGGAUUAGUAAGGAUAGAAUUAAUUCUUGCUUCUGAUUGACCCAGUUUUCUUUAAGUGAGUUUUAACAUUCAUCUAGAAUGUCUUACACCUUCAGGGUUGGGGCUUUGAUUUCUGCCUCUGUCGUGUGUGUGUGUGUGUGUGUGUGUGUGUGUGUGUGUGUGUGUGUGUGUGUGUGUGUGUGUGUGUGUAAAGUUUGCAUGUUUUCCCUGUGCCUCAGAGAUUUCUUUUGGUAAUGCAGUUUCCUCCCCUAGUCCAAAAACAUGGGCUAUUAGUUGAUUUGGAUUGUGAAUGGGUGUGUGAGUGUGUGUGUGUGUGUGUGUUUGUGUGUGUGUGUGUGUGUGUGUGUAUGUGCAGUAGUGCUCUGUGAUAGAGUGUUAUUCCGUCCAAGGUGUUCGCUGCCUUGUGCCCCGAGUCUCUUAGGAUAAGCAAUGUAGAGGAUGGAUGGAUGGAUGGAUGGAUGGAUGGAUGGAAGCAUCCGUAGGCACAUAAUUCCUCUUAUUGUAAACUUCCACAUUUGUUUUUAAACUAAUGCAGACUGUAGCCAAUCAGUAACAAGCAUGUGAUGUUUAAUAAGGAACUACCGUUUUCGUUUUCAGCUAAUUCUGGCCUGUUGUUGGUUUUGCUGUCAUGUUUACGAAUUUGCGUUUCAGUUUGUCGUGAUUUCUGAUUUGUUGUCAAUGUUUUGGUUUGUUAAUAUGUUUUGCACUUACAGGGCACCGUACUAUGCUAUUUUUUUGAGCUACACCUUGUGUCUCUGGUAAUCUUCAGACCUGGGAAAAGCUAAUAAAUAAGUAUGUUUUAAGAGAUGUCUGGCUGACACAAAAGAUUGUAAAACAACAAAUGUUGUAUGAUAGUUGUUGUAUGAACUAAACUGACGAUUGAAGCUUAAAUUUAUGUUGCUGUUUAUUUUCACUGGCAUGAAUGGAAACAUCAUAAAAUUUUGAAAGAGUCCAACGAUCUGUUCAGAGGAAAUUCAACAUACGAUAACUUUAUUAUAACCAAAAACUUACGUUCAAAUGCAUUUUAAAACAAUCACUAAUUGGCAUUACGAUAUGAAAUGAAGUGAUUAUGGUUUAAAACUCGAUUAGAUGACAGAAAGUAAUUACCAGGUCAGGAACUUUGAGUGCUUACGUCCCAUAAAAACUGCACUGCACAGUGGAAACACUGUAUUAGGCAUAGUGUUGUUAAAUUACCAAAAUUCUUUUAUUAAUUAACACUAUUAUUUUUUUUUGCUAAAUACUCAACACUAUAGCUAUAUAGCAUAGCAGUAAGAUUGGAGAAUAACAUUAUUUUCAGAUCCAUAACACUGUGUGUAUGUACAGUAUAUUAUGAUGAAAUUGGCUUGGAUGAAUUAUUUGAAUACGUCACUAAACCACUCACUGAGAUCUUAAGAAGAAUAAACAUGCGCUUAGUAUAACAGACCUGGAUUACAAACACUGUAAUCAUUAUUUUUAUUUUUUUUAUAAAAAUAUCACUACUUUGCAUAUAAGAAUAACUGUAAGGUUGAGCUAAAAGCCAAUCAUCGACACAUUACACACUGCACCAGCGAAGACCAAGACUUCAAGUCAAGGGUGAGAAAAAAAAAAGUAUGAAAAUGUUUGAAUUAAUCAAAGAAUAAAUAAUGAUGUAAGAUUUUUUCCAACCAGUAGAGCUACAGUACACACAUCUCACAUUAAUACAAUAAAACUCAAGUUAAAGUCUGCUGGCUCAUAACAUUUUGCUCACUAGGUGGUUAAGGGUUUACAAACUAUUUUUUUUUUAUAUCAAUUAAUAAUUACUACAAUAAUUAUUUUGAGCCAUUUCCCAAUGAUGCUAUUCUUAUAAUACAGUAUUUUCCUCCUGAGAUGGUCCGGCUUUCUUUUUUUAAUUUUUUUCCUUUGUUUGCUUUUACCAUAGAAUUAAUUGUAAGAUCUACAGUAUUCACCUUUUCCCAGAAAUAUAGCAGAUAAUGACUGAGUCAUUUAAAUUCUACUCAGCAAAAUGAUUUCUAUUGUACAGAGUCGUUUGAUUUCACAUGAAAUGCGCGUACACGAUUAUGA